AUGGCUGGCUUUUCCUACCACCAACAAUCACAAUCUGCACAACCAUCCUUUUGCUUUCGCUACCGUGAUGAUCCACACCAACAAACCCUUUGCACCCAGGUGGCUAAGGCAGCCACAGCUGUCACCACCGGUGGCUCCCUCCUUGUCCUUGCUGCCUUAAUCUUGACCGGCACAGUCAUUUCUCUUACAGUUGUUACUCCACUAUUUGUCAUUUUCAGUCCUGUUUUGGUUCCUGCAGUCAUCGCAGUUGCCCUCCUGAACCUUGGAUUCUUGGUCUCAGGUGGGUUUGGUGUGAUGGCUAUCACUGUGUUGGCAUGGAUAUAUGGAUAUGUGACUGGGAAGCACACAUCUGGUGCUGAUCAAUUGGACAGUGCUCGUCACAUGCUCUUGAACAAAGCACGAGAGAUCAAGGACUAUGGACUAACCCAGCAAAUCAGUGGUGGAGCUCAGACUUAUUAAUGAAUGAAUGAACAAAUCAGUGGUGGAGCUCAGACUUAUUAAUAAAUGAAUGAACAAAGUUAA
Molecule: messenger RNA, 522 nt
Organism: Vigna angularis (adzuki bean)
Lineage: Eukaryota; Viridiplantae; Streptophyta; Magnoliopsida; Fabales; Fabaceae
Product: oleosin Ara h 11.0101
Exons: 1
Coding region: 1-459 (152 amino acids)
Biological process (GO): sexual reproduction; lipid storage
Cellular component (GO): monolayer-surrounded lipid storage body; extracellular region; membrane
Source: RefSeq, a predicted model, not a curated record